Messenger RNA from Durusdinium trenchii, 919 nucleotides. Lineage: Eukaryota; Dinophyceae; Suessiales; Symbiodiniaceae. The record is from the annotation of a GenBank genome assembly.
GCAGGCUUCAAACAUAUUGAUCAGCCAGCAUUUCCACUUCGGGCCAUGUCGCUGCUGACGCCACGUUUGGACUGGAUUUGGGGCUGCUGCACCGCCGGCUGCGAAGCUUAUCAGCCGAAUGAGUACCAAGUGCAGCUGACCUCGGAGCCGCCCAUGAGCAAUGCGAAGCACGUAUUGACCUCGGGGGAUUCCUUCGACAUCACCUUCGCUCCACGGCUUUCGGGUCUGGGCUUUCUCCCCUCGGGUCCUAUGACGCCUCGGCAGCUGGAUCUCAGAUCUUCCUUGGAGCUACCAGAUUUGCAGGCAUAUCCGGUACCACCACACAUCAGUGCGGAUGAGGUAGAAGAGGUGCGGAAAGAGAAGCUCUUGGAGAUGUACAAGGAAUUUGCCAUUGAACUGCACACGGGCAUGUACCUAACUCAGCUCACGUCCAAUAGAGACUAUGCUGAUAUUCAUGUGCAGCUUAUGGAGGACUUAACCACUUUAAAGUUGGAUCAAAGCAAUGGUCGAAUCAUUGAGUUCCCUCUGACCAGUGUGUCGAAGGUGUAUCGAAUCGUCAAGAACGAUGACAAAUGGUACGCCGCCGGAACACCACUACCCAAUGCUUCGCCUCAUGCCGAGCACAUCGUGGUCGUUGAGUUUAUGCGGCGAAAGCUGGCGUUCGUGUUCAAGGAGCUGCAGGUCUCUCAGCGGUUUCUCAUUUGCAUGGAGUUGCUGAUUCGGAGGGCCCAGCAAAGGCAGGCCAUGCGGUCGUUGACUCCAACCUUCCCACAUCGACCAAAGCAAUGCCCAACGCCGAGGUUGGUCCACGAAGUGAACCCCCCAGGCCCCAGAAGUGGUGAUGUGAAGGACCAUCACUGAGCUGAAGCAGACUGCCAAGCUGCCAUAAGCUGCCCAGAUGUGUCUUGAGUCUUGAAAA